Messenger RNA from Papilio xuthus (Asian swallowtail), 378 nucleotides. RefSeq lists its product as uncharacterized. The record is from RefSeq and is a predicted model, not a curated record. The coding region runs from base 26 to 349 and encodes 107 amino acids. The transcript is spliced from 7 exons. Lineage: Eukaryota; Metazoa; Arthropoda; Insecta; Lepidoptera; Papilionidae.
CUUUUGCAGGUAAAAGAGUUUGAAAAUGUCAACACCAAUGCAUUUUAUAUUUUUGAUGCUAUUUUUUGGUUUAAUCGCUAUGUUUGACACGUCCCAAGUUUCUCAGUCAUGGCUGAAAAAUAUGAAAAAACAUCGAAACACCAACAGAGGUUUGGGGACAAGGAUUUUAUGGCCAAAACGAAGCGUAGAUCAAAGAGAUUACAUGGGACGUGGACAUGACGAUGGAGUUCCCGUGAGAUUUACGCCAUGUAGUCGUAAGACCCCAGGGUCAGAUGGAUGGUAUUAUUAUUUCUUAAACGUAGACAAAGGCAUGCAAAGAGCAAAGAACUUGGAAGGUUACGAAGACUAGUAUUAAAUUAAAGAGUUAAUAAUUGUUAA